AUUUAUUUUUGCUAUAUAUAAUUGUUGUAUAUGUUGAUAUAUCUUUUAAUGGUUAUGGAAUAUAAUUUUUAAACAACAUAUGUUUAUAUUGUUAUUAAUAGCAAAUUGAGUUAUGUACUGAACCUUCACCAUUUCAUGUUCACUAUUAAUAUGUACUUAAAUCCUUAAAUUCCACAUAAUCUGUUCUUUUAAAUAUUUAAACAAAAUUAUCACUUUUACAUUAAUAAGCUAUUUUGUCCUGCGCUAUUUUAGAGAUUAUUAUUAUUAAACCAUACAACACAAUACAAACGCGAAGAUGUUUAAAUCCCCCAAUAAAUUCUACAGCGUUGCCAAGAUCCGCUGUUUUUCUUCUAUUGUUUUAUAAAAUUAUUGAUCCAGAGAUUCUGGCACAUACUUCGCGCGUUUAGAAUCAGUAAUAUAUCGCUCAAUGACUAUCCAGAACCAAUUUAGCGCAAGUGUCUGUCAAAACCCAAUUAUUUACAUCCUACAAUUAAAUAUUUUUUGAUAAAAGAGUUUUAUAAAAUGGGAAAUAAUUUUACCAUAAAUAUGGAAGAAAAUUUUAAGAAAAAUCAAGAUUUCAUUACAGAAAUUAACAAUAUAAAGAUAGAGAGGCAGUUACAAAUGAGAAAUCAGAUGAGGGAAAGGCAGGUAGCUUUGGAAAUAGCCAGACAGCGCGAGUUAUUCUACUGGAUGAGUGCCUUCUAUUUCACAAGUGUUAUAGGAUCCGUAUAUAGUUUCAGGCUCAAGAAAAAGCUUUCUUUGCUUGCACCUUUAGUUCCCUUAACAUUUUUAUACGCGUAUCAAGCUGACUUAGCCUAUGGAAAUAAACUGCACAGAAUUUUAAUUGAAGCUGAGCAUAUAAUGCAGUUUGAAGAGGAUUUAUUAUCGUUGCCUUUAGGAGUGCCUACUGCGUCUUCCAUAGAUUUAAAAAGAAUGCAGAACGACGAACAGAAAAAACUACGUCCUCAUUUGCCACCUCUUUGAGAUAUUAUCUACGACCAAGAGAUAUUAAUGUUAAAAUGGUUUUUCCAUCUUUGAAUUUUACGUGCAGGUGCAGAAGACAGAUUAAGUUUAUAAUCAAAUUAAGUAUAAGAGAAUCAUUCUGCAUGGAUUAUAUACUAUGUUAAAAUAAUUAAUAUUACCUCAUAUCAGAAAGCAUUACACAUUAGCUUUCGAAGCUGGUGUGUACAUAAUUAUUAGUAAUAGCGUUGAAAGUUCUGUAAUAGUGUAAGUGAUAAUAUUAAGUUUUUAUUGGCAUUUUUUAAAAACCAAUUUCAGUAAAUUGAAUAUGUAUGUAAAUUUACGACAAUAUGUCCUUGUCAAUAAUAUUGAAAGUAUUAAACUACAUCCUAUUUUGGA
This is a messenger RNA of Sitophilus oryzae (rice weevil), 1359 nucleotides long. Its product is annotated as plasminogen receptor (KT)-like. Gene Ontology annotation, biological process: positive regulation of plasminogen activation. The record is from RefSeq and is a predicted model, not a curated record. The transcript has 4 exons. Gene Ontology annotation, cellular component: plasma membrane. The coding region runs from base 523 to 984 and encodes 153 amino acids. NCBI's taxonomy places the organism in Eukaryota, Metazoa, Arthropoda, Insecta, Coleoptera, Curculionidae.